AAUCAGAGGCCAAGUUUAUCAUAAAAUAGGCUCAUUGCUGCCAAUGCCAAACGAACCACAUAAAUUUUUACAAAUCUACUUUAUGGGCGGCGAAGACUCCGGAAGUGCACUAGCCAAUCGGGUGGAUGCACGUUGUGGCUACAAUAAACUUGAUUAAUUCUUUGCUAGACGCAUCGUCAGCGAGCUGGAUGCUCUAUUGAAUGAGCAUAAUGAAUUGUUGAAAAUAUUCUAAUCCCACAUGCGCAAAUUAGAAAGCGAUAAUCACGCUAUUGUUAUUAAUCCUGAUAAAACACCAGCUGGAGAACACAUUCCUAGAUUCAAUGCACCUGUUGCUGACGACGUUGCUGGAAUCAUGGUUGGCGAUCGUACAGGUGCACGAAAAAUUGUGAUUCGUAGGAGAAAUAAUAAUCUUCAGUUCAUUGCUGAUACACACCGUUCAUAUGACGCUCUCCAAUAUCCGCUAAUCUUCUGGAAGGGACAAGACGGAUAUAGCAUAAAUAUUAAACAACGAGAUCCCGUAUCAGGAGCCGAAACAAACAAGAACGUUAGCUCGAAGGAUUAUUAUGCGUAUAGAUUGAUGAUUAGACGCAGGCUGGAUAACGUCAUUCUACGAUUUCGAGAGCUUUUUCAACAAUUCAUGGUCGACAUGUACGCGAAGAUAGAAGGCGAACGACUACGAUACUUACGAUAUAAUCAACUCAAGCUACGUGUGAAAGAGUACAUUCACUUGCGAGACGCUAUUGUCAACAACGCCGACGCCGCCGAAAGUGGUAACUCUGUCAUUCUACCAUCAUCGUGAGUAGGCAGUUCACGUCAUAUGCAAGAGUAUAUUGUUAUGCUUCCAUCUAGUGGAUGUUAUUUUUAUUUAUUGAAAACUUUACUUACUGUAGUUCUUUCGCCCGGGAGUAUUAAAAUACUCGGUUUCAG
This is a messenger RNA of Cotesia glomerata, 927 nucleotides long. RefSeq lists its product as uncharacterized. NCBI's taxonomy places the organism in Eukaryota, Metazoa, Arthropoda, Insecta, Hymenoptera, Braconidae. The transcript has 2 exons. The coding region runs from base 239 to 799 and encodes 186 amino acids. The record is from RefSeq and is a predicted model, not a curated record.